CCGGCGGUGGCCCUAGAUCUAGGGGGCGCAGCUGGCGGGAGUCGUCCUUCUUGGCAGGAGUCGUUCUUCCUUUUCGCACGUGUCUGCCGCCGCCUUCGCUGCCAAGAUGCUGCAACUGCUACGCAGCGUGCCCCGCGCCGUGGGCUCCGCCGCCGCCGGCCUCCGCGCCGCCGCGCCCUCCCAGCCGCUCCGGCAGCUACUGCAGCCCGCAUUCCGGCCGUGCGCCCGGCCCUUUGGGCUGCUCAGCGUGCGCACGGGGUCAGUGCAGCUGCCCGGCCUCCUGCAGCCUCGGGGGCCCUGUGCCUGCGGCUGUGGCUGCGGCAGACUGCACACCGAAGGGGACAAAGCUUUUGUUGACUUCCUCAGUGAUGAGAUUAAGGAGGAAAAGAAGAUUCAGAAGUAUAAGUCUCUCCCCAAGAUGUCUGGAGGUUGGGAUCUGGAGGUGAAUGGGACAGAAGCCAAAUUAGUGCGGAAAAUUGCUGGAGAAAAGAUCACUGUCACUUUCAACAUUAACAACAGCAUCCCACCCCCAUAUGAUGGAGAGGAAGAGCCCUCCCAAGGGCAGAAGGUUGAAGAACAGGAGCCUGAAUUGACGUCCACUCCCAAUUUCGUGGUUGAAGUGAUAAAGGAUGGCAGCAAGAAGGCCCUGGUGCUGGACUGUCACUACCCAGAGGACGAGGUUGGGCAAGAAGAGGAGGACCAGAGUGACAUUUUCUCCAUCAAGGAAGUGAGCUUUCAGCCCACUGAAGAGUCUGACUGGAAGGACACAAAUUACACACUCAACACAGAUUCCCUGGAUUGGGCUUUAUAUGACCACCUAAUGGAUUUCCUUGCGGACCGAGGCGUGGACAACACUUUUGCUGAUGAGUUGGUGGAGCUCAGCACAGCCCUGGAGCACCGGGAGUACAUCACUUUCCUCGAGGACCUCAAAGGUUUUGUCAAAAGCCAGUAGAGGUGCCGAACACCGUAAUUUGAUGGCAGGCUUCGGCCAGCGAACAGCAAAACCUACUCCGGAGCCAGACCCAUGUGCUUUGAAAUGGUUUUCAUCCCAGUAUCAUGGAAAAUAAUUCAAUUUUAACUUAUUUCUCCUGCCUCUUAUUGACCUCUCAUUUAUUUCUUCUACAGACCUGUUUCUAGAUUUUUGUAUAACGUAAUGAUGGACAGUAAAAUUGGUUUAUCUCCUCUAA
Molecule: messenger RNA, 1187 nt
Organism: Camelus dromedarius (Arabian camel)
Lineage: Eukaryota; Metazoa; Chordata; Mammalia; Artiodactyla; Camelidae
Gene: C1QBP
Product: complement C1q binding protein
Exons: 6
Coding region: 107-952 (281 amino acids)
Biological process (GO): regulation of complement activation; cytosolic ribosome assembly; negative regulation of mRNA splicing, via spliceosome
Cellular component (GO): cell surface; nucleus; plasma membrane
Molecular function (GO): kininogen binding; transcription corepressor activity; complement component C1q complex binding
Source: RefSeq, a predicted model, not a curated record